CUCCGCCCGCGCCGCCCGCUGCCGACGUCGGCCCCGGCACGCCACUUCCCCGGCGGCAGCAUGGGUGGCGCGGAGUCCGCGCCGUAGCGGCCGCCAACCCCGGACCCGGGGUCCCGCGUCCUAACAGUCGGCUUGGACUGCAUGUCAGAAGAGCCAGAGGGCCAGAGCGAUUUCACAGCAGAGUCAUGGGGGUGCUGAUGUCCAAGCGGCAGACGGUGGAACAAGUCCAGAAAGUGAGCCUGGCUGUGUCUGCCUUCAAGGAAGGGCUGCGGGACAGACCUUCCAUCCGACGCUCAGGCGAGCUCGCAGAGCCCCGACGAGGCACUGUUGAGGGUUCUGUGCAAGAGGUACAGGAAGAUAAAGAAGCAGAGGCCAGAGCCCCAGUACUCCAAGAUGAGAGCAACAUCCGGCGGGGGGCCUGGGAGCGACUCCGAGAUGGGCGUGGGGUAGAGCCCGAGGACUUGGACAGAAUUAGCCGCUGCUUCACGCAGCCCGCCUUCAUCCGGCCUACCCGCCAACUGGACGAUGAUAAGCCCCCUGACAUCUGCUUAGAGCUCAGAGAGUCGAUUGUCAAUGAUGAGAUGUGUGACAUCUGUGAAGUAUGGACAGCCGAGAGCCUCUUCCCAUGCAGGAUCUGCUCCAGGGUUUUCCAUGAUGGCUGCCUGCGCCGCAUGGGCUACAUUCAACCAGACAGCAGUGCAGAAGUGACUGAAACGGCCCACACGGACACAGGCUGGAGUUGCCACUACUGUGACAAUCUCAACCUGCUGCUUACCGAGGAGGAGAUGUAUAGCCUCACAGAGAUCUUCCAUCAAUGUAAAGUCAUCCCUGAUUGUUCCCUUACGCUGGAGGACUUCUUGCGCUACCGCCACCAAGUAGCAAAGCGAGGGGAGAGUAACAGGACCCUCAGCGAGGAGCAGGAAGAGCUAGUGGCCCAGCAGUUUGCAGCCUUGGACCCUGAGCACCGCGGCCAUAUAGAGUGGUCAGACUUCUUGUCCCACGAGUCCCUCCUGCUCCUGCAACAGUUGCGUCCCCAGAAUUCUCUGUUGAGGCUGCUGACAGUCAAGGAGCGCGAACGAGUGCGGGAUGCGUUCAUGGCACAGGGCGGCGGGGGCGCUAUCAGCGAGGCUGAAUGCCACCGCAUGCAGCAUGCCUGGUUCUGCAAACGCCCGGCAGAGGCUCCGUCCUGCAGCGUCAGUGUCAGCCAUGUAGGUCCCAUAGCUGACAGCAGUCCAGCCAGCAGCAGCAGCAGCAGCAAGAAUCAGGACAAGCCCCUGCUGCCCACUGAACAGGAGACCAGAUCCGUGGAUUGGCUGACCUUCCUGCAGAAGAAUGUCAUCUACAUCCUGGCCUCUCGCCCCAACAGCGCAGCCAUUCACUUAAAACCCCCAGGAUAAUGAGUAGAGAAUCUCAGCCCGGGGCGAGGGGAGCGUGACCUUUUCUUCCCUACCCUUUCUCUCUCCCUUCACCCCACCAAAGUCUGACAUGGAGACUCAUGGGGAUGGAGCACUGCCAGCAUCUCUGUUUGUCACUAAGCUUCAUGACAUGGAAAUCCCGUUCCCCUCAUGCAAAAUCAGUCUCAUAGGCAGCCCUGCACUGCCCUGGGUAGCCCAGAGCUGAGGCUGCAUCUGCCCCAGCCCCUCCACCACCUCUUAGACUGGACCUGCCACUCACACAUGCAGGCUCACUGUCGCCAUCUUCAGAGACCUGGUUCCUUUGAGUAGAAAAAGGACCAGAGUCCCUUUGUGAAGGCCCUGGAGGUUCUACUUCCUCUGCCUAUUUAUUAGCCAGUUGUGCUUUCUAUUGCCCAAACAUAGCAAGAUGGAGGGAGCAGUAGGUUCCACAUCCCCGGAGGUGCUACCAGCUCCUUCCUCCCUUUUGGCCAGCCUCUGUCUGGGAAGCUGUGUGUUUGGGGGUGGGAAGAGGAUUGAAACCCAUCCCUGCACUUCAGUCCAUUGUUUCAAUAAUUCCAGUUCCUGGAAUGUUAGAUCCCUAGUCUGUGAAGUCCUAACCAGAAAAGGGAGGUGCCAAUACCCCUCUGAAGGUCCCAGAGUGCUAGGGAUUUACCAACUGGUCAUCCAAGUGCAGAAAAGUAGUAAAAUAAUUCAAACAGCAGGUUUGAGUGAGCCAUACUGGCCCCUACUUUUCAGAUGGGGGCUCAUGACCUACAAAUACCAGGGGCCUGGCUAGAACAGUUGAGAUGUCUCGCCAGCUUCUGUGUGAGAAGCUUCCCCCAAGCACAGACACCCAGAAGCCAUGACUAGAUGGAGAGAAGAGAAGGCUCGUGUACUUUUCCACCUUCUGGCUCAACUUGGCUGUAGACUAGCUGUUGAGUAAUGGAGCCAGUCUCUCCUGCUGCCCAAGGAAAAGCACCACAGAAACCUGAGCAAGACUUCCCCUCACCACAAGAACAAAGAGCUGGUGCCAAGAUGAUUAGCAUCUCGGUGCUCUUGAGCAGAAAAAGUUCUAAGCUCUCUAGAGGAGGAAGCACUCCCCCCCUACCCCUCGAUGCUGCCUCUCUAUGGGGCUCAGCAAGAAGGAGCAGAGAGCAUGUGGGACAAGCAUAGGUCCACAAGAAUGCUGUGCCCAGCCUCCAAGCCCUGGCCCCCCCUCCUUCCUGAGUGCUCAUCAAAUUCACAAGUCAGCCAGCCAGGGUUUCUCUUUCCAGCCUAAUAACAGGGUUUGCCUCAUCAGAGGGCUAAGUGUUGCUGGAGAGCUGGCUCAGUACCACUGAUGCUCACAGCCCCAUGGCUUGCAUAUCCCUGAGAGCAGCCCUUAGGGCACUGACAUGAGUGGCAGACACAGUGUUGAGGCUCAGAGGAAAAGGGCUGGGACUGCAAACCCAUCAGAGCUCUGUGGGUGUCCGCCUUUGGAAACUGCCUGCUCCAGAAGCAGGCUAAGAAGCUUUUCAUGACUGAACUGAGAGGAAUGAAUCUGGGUUCAUGUGGAUGAGCCCCGAAAUAUUUCAAAGCCCACAGUUUUCUGUAAAUACUUCUCUGCCAUACUCCCAAGGAUGGCCGUUAUCCAAGCUAACCAAAACAAACGAAACCAAGCAAGCACAUUACUCUUGGGCCCAAGAACUGCAUCUCAAGCAGCUCAGCGUGGGGUUUUUGCACUGAGAUGAUUAAAGCACAUUAAGCCCAGGAGCUCUUGCUUACUUUCCUGGCAAAUGACCUUCUGUCCCAGUACCUUGGGCUCCUUGAUGUCCCAGGCAGAGCACUGGGAGUUGAAAUGAGCUCUGGGCUUUGAGAACUAGACAGUUGGUGUUCUCCUGCCUCCUCAUCAGUCACUGGAACUGCCAAAUCCCUCUGGUUCCCCUUUCUGGCCCAGGUCAAGGUGACACUGCCCCUGUCUGAAGCAACAGCUACAUGACCAUGGCUACUACACCCCAAGCGUGGCCAGGCAGGGUCUGCCCAUUGGGAUUUUCUCUUUCUUUGCUGGAGCAUGAGUCUCUUUAAUUGAAGGUAAGACAAAGGGACUGCGGAGCACAGCCACCAGAAAUAGAGCUUCUAAUCCACAAGAGAUGCAGGAAGCUGGAGAGCAAUUUGGAGCCUCUUCCACAGAUAUGUCACAUUCUACCAAAGAGGGUCCCAUUGCUUCCCUAGAAUAGAUCUGCAGAAGCUGCACCUCAACCCUCUCUUUGUAGUGUGCUAAUCUGUGAAGCCCUUUUCAUUGUGUAUGGAGACGUGCAAACAUCACCCUAGUGAAGCCCCUUCUUUCCUUCUCAAGCACCCCCUCAUCACUGUGACUGAAAUUCCCAGUAUGAAAAUGCCUAAGGGUAAGAAGAUGUCUCUCACAUUAACUUUGGCUGCCCCAAAUUUUCCGAGCAACCCCUCUUCCAACCAAGAGAGAAUGGGGGGUAAUCCAACCUUGAAGACAGUUUGCUCUCAACCUGUUUUUCAUCCAGCAGUCUUCCCAAGGAUCAUUUAAUGGGACAGCCGGAUGUCUGGGAGUGGGUGGGUGUGGAGGGGAGGGGUUUCGGUUGCUGCAGACAUGUGGGUCAUGGCUGUGGCCACAUAACCUCUGGGGCUGUUCUUCUGAGACUAGCCUUCCCCCCCACAGUUGCAGGCUCUGUGCUUUUUAAGUGAGAUGGCUUUGAAGCCCAGAGGUGCCUUUGGGGCCCAGGAAGGACUCACUCCUGGGUUCUGACCCACUUGCAAAUGCCCUGCCUUGGAGGCUGGUCACAGCUGAAGCCAUGACACAUGGCCCAACCCUUUUCAGCCCAGGUGCCAAGCUGCAGAGUAGACACUGGCCUUUCUGAUGCUGAUGCUACAUUGGAGGACAUCACUUUUGCCUUGUCUGAGUGGCCAAAUCUGGGGUUCCCCCAUUCCUCCCACCAGUCCAGGAAAAACAGAAUCAAUGAAAAAGAGGGUACCUCACAUGGGCCGAGCCCAGGAUUGUGCUGAGACCUCAGUCCAAAGACAAACUUGCUGUGGCAGUUCUCGUGGCUUUAGGAAGUGAACUCAGGAAGCCUGGGAAGCCAAGAAGGUAUCUGGCAGGACCCUAAGCUAUCCAAGAGUCAAGGGUAAUCUCAGGACUGAGAAUGGGUGGAAGCCAUGCCCCCCUCAAACCAGCAGAGCAAAGUCAAGGAGAGACUCAGCACUGAAAGGAAAAUCACCUUGAAGCCAGAACUUCAGGACCCCUUGACAGCCGGAACUAUGUCCCCUCAUUACCUGCCUAUUUAAAGAGAAAGAACUGUCUUUGUGCCACUUUGCUGCAAUUUGUCCAGGGACCCUCUCUGGAGUUCCAAGCUGUAGUCCAAACAUCCUUACAUUGGAGUCAUUAAUGCUUGGCCCUGGUGUGAGAGUGGGUCUGAGCACUUUUCCUGCUAUUGCUUUCCUGCUGUCACUGCUGUAGGCAAACGUGAAAGAAAUCAGCAAGGUUAUAGAGUUUUCUCCAGGCUAAAGUAGUGAAAAUGACAAGUUUCCCUCCAGGCCAUAUGCCUCUCAAUUUGGAUUGUGAGGGUAUCUGGUUGUGUCUGGACCAGUAACUGAGAAACACUCCAGACUGGAGAGCGAUGUUGGUGUGGCCAAGGAUGUAAAAUACCAAUGCACAAGCAGCAAGGCAGACCCAUAUCUUUAAGGAAACAAAGGCCUGUAAGAUUAGCCUCCUUAAGAGAGCAAGCUUAGUAUCUGUGUCCUAGCCACACAGAGACUGGUAAUGGGCCAGGACCACUGAGCUCCAGAUCCCAGUCUCUCUGGUCCCUCAUUCUAUCUUGCUCUUGUCUGUAAAUAUAAUUCAGCAGUAAGUGAAGAGGAACAGCACAUCCACCCCAAAGCCUUGUCUUCACUCCAGUUGCAUGUUCCUCCCAGUGGCUUAGCCUCUCCCUCCAGAAGGAGCCAAUGCUCCCAGAGGCUGGCACGGUAGAAAUCAUAAUAAAGAUUGUAAUGCUA
This is a messenger RNA of Suncus etruscus (white-toothed pygmy shrew), 5393 nucleotides long. RefSeq names its product PHD finger protein 24 (gene PHF24). The coding region runs from base 186 to 1397 and encodes 403 amino acids. The transcript has 9 exons. NCBI's taxonomy places the organism in Eukaryota, Metazoa, Chordata, Mammalia, Eulipotyphla, Soricidae. The record is from RefSeq and is a predicted model, not a curated record.